AUGAUGGAUGCAAAAAUUGAGUUUGGAUGCAUCUCCGUUCUUCUGUUGAAUUUGCUGGUCGGCGGAUUCUUAUUCAUCUCUGGAUUUCUUCCUUAUUCGCCGUCGGCUCAACCUCCAUUGCCUGCUGAUCUUGACAAUAUCACGAUUCCGUCUGAUGCUGCGAUCGGGAGGGUUGUGUUGAUGGUGAUCGAUGCCCUGCGUUGGGAUUUCAUAUACCCUUGGGAUCAAUCCGACAUGCGACGUACCAAAAAUUUCGUAGAUGAUAUGGGAUUCUUAUGGAGAGCUCGGGCAAGUUCACCGACUGUAACACUGCCGAGAAUCAAAGCUAUUGUGAGCGGAACAAUCCCCGGUUUUGUGGACGUGCUAGUCAACCUGAACAGCGGGAUGAUGGACAAAGACUCCUUUGUAUUGCGUGCGAGGGCUGCCGGAAAGGUACUCACAUUUUUCGGAGACGACACCUGGCUCAAGUUGUUUCCGGACACGUUUGCGAGAAGUGACGGAACAUCUUCCUUCUACGUAACCGACUACACGGAGGUGGACGACAACGUGACGAGGCAUUUGGAUGACGAGCUUAUGAGAAACGAUUGGGAUUUAAUGAUACUGCAUUACUUGGGACUAGAUCAUAUCGGACACACUUUCGGCCCUUCGUCACCGCUGGUGCGAACGAAGUUGAAGGAAAUGGAUCACGUUGUAGAAAAGAUUGUGACUUCUUUGACGGAGGGUCACGAGGGUUUGUCGAUCCAGGCCCCUCCAUUGUUCAUUUUGUGCGGUGAUCACGGCAUGAGUGACGGUGGAAGUCAUGGGGGAUCCUCCAAAAACGAAGUUAUGACGCCACUCCUCUUCAUCAGUCCCCUAUUCAGAGGUGUCAACAUCAAAGACCGUGGUGACCAGUUCCAAGAACCCAUCGUGUCCGCAUCUCGGGGUCCUUACCUGUAUUACUUCUGCGGGGUUGUUCAAAACUCAGUGAGCCAGGCUUCUAUUCUCUUCUAUCUCGAAAACCUUUGCAAUAUUCCGAGUAGGAUCGUCGACGUUGAGCAAGUGGACAUAUCCCCAACAAUGACAGCCGUGUUGGGGUUAAGCUACCCAUCUUCGAGUGUGGGAAGAGUGGUGACGGAAGUUGGAGAGUCGUUGAGCCCUGUCUUGAGGUACAAGAUUUUGGCGGAGAAUUAUGAGCACUUGUCUAAGCUGGUUGAGGAACAGUUGGGGUCUGUCCCAGAUGAAUGUGUCGCAGACAUGAGCGGCGCGGUGGAGGAUAUUGAAAUGGCGACGAAAUGUUUGCAAAGGCAAUUGCUGUCGGUUGCGGCGGAUUAUGAUUUGUACAAGAUGUUUUUGGGCUGGUGCUUGAUAGCCAUGAUCGGGUUUCUCAAACAGAGUUGUUCGGUGGCGAUCGUCAAAGUUUUGAGUCUGGAAAUCCCUGCUUUGAGCGAAACAUCGUGGGGCUUAUGGUGCUCGGACCCGAAACGAAAUACGUAUUUUGCCUGGAAAGCGCUUUUCGGAAUCACGGGUUGGUCGUUCGUUUCGUUCUUCCUCUGUCGCUGGAUUCCUUCGUUCACGUCGAGCUCCUUGUGUCCGCCGCACGAAUCAGGAUUGUCUGCUUUUCUGUCCAUUUUCACGUGGACUCUUAUUGGCUCUACCCUGGUGGAAAUAUUGGUUCGACUGUGGUACUUGGAGAUGGAAAAAUUCAAGUUAAAGAUGCAUUAUGUGGUUUUCUUGGUUCCUGCCAUCCAAGCUUUAAGUUUCGGAUCUACGAGUUUCAUUGAAGAAGAGCACUUUUUGUGGUACCACCUGGCCACGACACAAGUGGUAGCGUUGGUUGUCGUUCGCCUUCGAGACAUACGACUUCAGCCGGAAAAACAAAUAGGAACUCUAAAAAAUUAUCGAACAACUCGAUCGUCUGCGCGCGACUGUGUCUGUCGAGGAACUGCGUUGCUGGUGUUGCUACGGAUAUCCCGGGCCUGGAACCAGACCGGGGACAAGUGGAUGCACCUUAGAGACGUUAGCAAGUUUCUGAAUGAAGGUGAGCAGCGCGACGCGUUGUUCUUGGCGGUUGUGGCGGGUUUGUUGGCCAUUGGAUCGUGCGUCCGCGUCUCUGGGGUUUCCGGCGUGGUCAAGUGCCUUGUGUGGACGUGUCUUCCUCUGGUUUUCGGGUUCCAUGCGGCGCAUUUGGGCCUGCCUUCAUCUAGUUGGUGGUCGAGCAGGGGAAUACUGGAGGCUAGGUUCACAUUCCUGCUCUUGUCGGUGGGUUGGAUAGCUGCUUUAGUUGAUCACUGGUCCCAAAGGGGGAAUGCGUCCCGAUCAAACGCCACUCUGUGGAGGAAAAGUAGGUUGUAUCUGUUGGUGUUCGCCGCUCUGACGGGAAAGGCGCACAACAUCCCGUUGCUGGCCAUUACGUGUUUCAUCCAAGAUCUAUUUUUCGGCUUGGUUCUGAAAGUGAUCACUGUGGACUCCAGUUUCCCGAAAUUCAUCUGCUACUGGAUUUCCGCUUUUGUUAUGGCUUUUGCUGCUUUCUUUGCGCAGGGGAAUUCGAAUAGUUUGGCGACUGUUCAUCUCGCUUCCGGUUACGCUGGGCUGCGUUCGCAUGUGAUCUACAUCACUGGGCCAAUGUUGGUGCUGAGCACAUACUCGCAUUUCAUCCUGUGGAUUUUGAGGGCGGGCGAGGUGCUGCGGUAUUCCUUUACUCCUGCGAAUCCAUCGCAGUCAUCGGAGUUGCAAGUGACGAGGAGGAUAGUCAAAGGUUCGUUCAGUCUAGCUGUUCUGUGGAUGCGCGGACUGCCGUUUUGCGCCUUCCUUGCUUUGAUGUAUGUUCAACGCGAGCAUUUGUUUGUUUGGACCGUGUUCGCCCCGAAGUUGCUGUACGAAGGUAUGGCGAUGAAGUCGUCGUCAUCGCCGGUCUGCAACGAAAGUAAUCCAGGCGAAGUUGCGUCGAGUGGCUCGACGUCGACUCAUCUUCCAAUGGACGACAUGGAGGACUCUACUGACGUUCCGUCGAAUGCCGAGUUUAUAUUCGGACCCAAGUCGGCGAGCAGUCGGACGUCGUCGUCAGCAGCUGGUGGCCGCCUGGAAGACACGGGAACGACGACCACUGCCCGUCCCCCCACUCCGGAAACGACCAAGUGGAAUUCAUGGGUGCGGACUUUUUCUCCACGACGAGCUUCCUGUUCGUGUAACACGUCGCCAUCCGUUCAGCCUGCAACCGAGCGGCAUCCCGAAGUUUCGGAGUGGGUUGAGACGUUCAAGAAAUUUUCUCAUCGCCGGCGUUCCGAAGCUUUGGAUGCGCUCAUUUCUGUGUGCAAUCACUCGCAAAUUUGUGCAUUGAGGGAAUCAAUAGAGCCGCACUUUCAGCGAGACUUCGUCUCACUUUUGCCGAAAGAGCUUGCAUUGCAUGUGUUAUCAUUUUUAUCGCCAACGGAUUUGCUCAAAGCUGCCCAGACCUCGCGCUACUGGCGGCUCCUCGCAGAAGACAACUUACUCUGGCGCGAGAAAUGCCGCCGCGUCGGGAUCGACGAUCCAAAAGAAAUUUUGUCCGGGCUUCCGUCCACGAACUCGCUGUCGGUGUCCGCGGCGUCCAUGACGCCACCGGCCGAGGAAGAAGAAGAUGACGACGAUGACGCCGUCGUUGUCGGAUCCGGAGUUGGAAGCGGGCUUCGAUCGGGGAUGACCGGCGGUGUUCAACCCCCUCGAUUUCUCAGUCCUCUGGCCGUCAUGGCUGAAGUGUGUCCGUGGAAAGCGGCAUAUUUGCGGCAAUUCCGGGUAGAGAAUAAUUGGCGGACGAGACCGUUGCAAACGGCGAAGGUCUUGAGAGGACACGACGAUCAUGUGAUCACGUGUUUGCAGUUUUCGGAUAAUCGCAUUAUUUCGGGGUCGGAUGACUCCACGCUCAAAGUAUGGUCCGUCGCUACCGGUCGGGGUACGUGCCUGAUGACGUUGGUUGGCCACACUGGGGGUGUAUGGUCGUGUCAAAUGGCUGGCUCGAUAGUCGUGAGUGGAAGCACGGAUCGCACCCUUCGUGUUUGGAACGCGGAGACUGGCGAGUGCAUCCAUACACUCUACGGCCACGCGUCCACCGUUCGCUGUAUGUGCCUGCAUGGAAACGAGGUUGUGAGCGGGUCCCGCGACGCGACGUUGCGCGUGUGGGACAUAGAAACGGGUCAGUGUCGGCAUUUGCUCGUGGGCCACGUGGCGGCCGUGAGAUGUGUACAGUACAACGGCACGCUUGUCGUGAGCGGCGCUUACGAUUGCACUAUCAAGAUCUGGGACGCGGCGACGGAGGCGUGUUUGCAUACGUUGCAGGGCCACUCAAACCGUGUCUACUCGCUUCAGUUUGAUGGCGUCUACAUUGUUUCCGGCAGUCUCGAUACCUCUAUUAAGGUUUGGGACGUGGAAACGGGUCAAUGUCGCCAUACGCUCAUAGGUCACCAGUCGCUUACGUCGGGCAUGCAGCUCAGGAACAACAUUCUCGUGUCCGGUAACGCGGAUUCUACCGUGAAAGUCUGGGAUAUUACUUCCGGCCAGUGCUUGCACACUUUAUCAGGGCCAAACAAGCACCAGUCAGCUGUGACGUGCCUGCAGUUCAACGGGAACUUCGUGAUUUCGUCGUCGGACGACGGGACGGUGAAGUUGUGGGACGCGCGAACGGGCGAGUUUGUGCGGAACUUGGUGAUGCUGGAGUCUGGCGGCUCAGGCGGCGUCGUGUGGCGCAUCAAAGCGUCCCGGACGAAGCUGGUGUGCGCUGUUGGCUCUCGCAAUGGCACCGAGGAAACCAAGCUGCUUGUGCUCGACUUCGACGACUACCCGGAUCCCAUGUUGCGGAUGUCCACGCUGCCGGCGGCGCCGCCACCACCACCAACACCGUCCUCCGUGGCGGUCGCCAUAAUGGACGCUGCCGAGGACAGUAGCUGAUUCAAGGACGGAGGUUAUCUUUUGUAUCUUUCCGUCUGUCGGUCGUUCGCAUUAAAAGAAAAUCACGCUGUGGGCUGAAUGUUUCGGCAGAAUACGAGGUGAUGUUUGAACAACGAGGAAUUCCUCCGCUGACUUAGAAAGUGACCAAAAGUAUGUAUCUUUUUUCUUCUGGCUUGGCGUGAAAUCGAAAUCCCAUUGAUGUUCAUGGAUUAGAAUAAUGAUUCAAUGCUUCACCUGCGGAAAACUCUUCGACGUGAAGUUCCCAGUGUUUGUUCCGUAAAAAAAAAUUCGGGGUAUUACUGAGGGUUCAAAAGUUUUGUCAGUACAAUACCUCGGUUCCUUGGGUACUGGAUUUUGAGAGCCAGAAUUCUCCAAACUUUCGUGAAAUAAAUAACGAGUUUUGAAGAUUUUUCAUCAAUUUCAGCACCGACUUGAGCAACUUUUACUCAUCAAUUGAUAUUCAAAGCAAUCUUCGCGUCAAGUACGACCAUUUAAUCUUGUUGAAAAUAAGCAGCUUCAACCUUUUAAAUUACAGGUGUAUUGAUUUAAAAAAAUUAAAAUGACCAUUAAUUUUUCAACAAUUUUUUCAUGAAAUUGUUAUUCUUCCCAAGACCAAAAUUCAACAUUUCUCGUGACUGAAUUGUUUUAUUUAGCAGGUAUAGUUCCCAGCUUCAUUCUGACCUGUAUGAGAUCAAUUGGAUUUGAGGUAGAUGAAUGACAAAAAAUUUUGUAACAUUGAAUUAAAGACAAAGCUAGUAGGACGUCUUAUCAAGUCGGACAAGACUAACAAAGCUUAGAAAUCAGCCCUCUUUUCUUUCAAUCGAUGUCGAGGUCGCUCAACUUAUGGACAAGUUUUUAAUUCCCCGAAAAUGCUUUCCAAGAAAUUGAAAAAGAAAGAAGUGCGAUGACUUUUUCGCGUGUUGACAAGCUCAAUGGAAUCAAGUAAUGCUAAUUUUAUUGCGGAAAAACUUCAGCACUUGAACGUAAUUCGGGAAUUUUUCUUCACCAGCAUCAUCAUUUUAUUGCUGUGGAAAAACUCAUUUAUCGUAUCUCGAUGAAAAAAUUCUCGCAGGAGGACCGGUUUUUCUCUUUCGGGGGAAAUAUUGAAAGUCUUGUUAUUCAAACGCCCCCUCUUGUUUUGCGUGAUUUUUCGGUCGUGCUUCGAAAGUUCGAACGAGUUUUUUUUUCCCAAUGUUGAUAGUGGCAUUUGUUUUUUUUGUGUUUUUUAAAGAAGCGAGCAAACGUGCCCUCUCCUAAUGAUUCUUGAAAAUAGCAUCCCACUAUUUCUUGGAUCUCCAAAAUUGUACGUAGAAAAAAAUUAUGAUCGGAUUCGGGAGUGUGUACGACGAGAUUUUUAUCGCGUUACACUGAAAAAGCUACGCCAGGUGGUUACGGAUCAGUUCUUUUUCGAUUCAAUUUACCGUUACUUGAAUAUUUUCUCGCUGUUCAAAUUGAAUGCUUGGCCAGGUGGUCCUCCGGCGAAACGAAUUAUUAUUGUAAUCAGAUUGCUCGGAACUGUGAACAAGUUGUAUUAAGAAAGUGGCGGUAAAUUGAAUUGAUGGAGAACCUCAAGGGAUGUCCUCGUCGGUUGCAUGACAAAAAACGAUUUCGAUGUGAUCAUAUUAAUCGUCCGUGAUCAGCCGAUUUUUUUUUCUCCUGGACCAAUUCUUUCGUUCUUUGACUUUGAAGUGGAAACUUUUUCGUGAACGCGAUUUUUCAGUGGACGACGCCUGACAUUUUUUCUGCUUUCACUCGUUCUUUCACUUGGUCCAGUUGUAUUCGAAUGGAGAGGCUUGCGUGAAGGUUAUUGUGAGUGUCGAGAGCGCGGAUUUCGCCGGACGAUUAUGGCACGAAACAAAAAUCUCAUCGACUGUGUGCCUAACAAUUACGCGCGAUUGCGUGCGACACUUUCUGCCCGUCAGAAAACUUCGGAUUGUCUGCUAUUCUGACGUACGGGUUUUUUAGUAUUAUCGUUUUAAAAAAUAUCGAAAAAUUAAGUACAUUAUCCUUUUUCAAUUUUUAUGAGUUCGGAAAAGUGUCCAAUUUUUUUUGAAAAAAAGGUGAGAAAAAUGAAUGAUAUUAAAAAGCCAAAAACGGUGUGUGGAUG
Messenger RNA from Notodromas monacha, 7006 nucleotides. The record is from the annotation of a GenBank genome assembly. NCBI's taxonomy places the organism in Eukaryota, Metazoa, Arthropoda, Ostracoda, Podocopida, Cyprididae.